This is a messenger RNA of Chaetomium strumarium, 2088 nucleotides long. Its product is annotated as glycoside hydrolase family 37 protein. Bases 1 to 2088 code for a protein of 695 amino acids. NCBI's taxonomy places the organism in Eukaryota, Fungi, Ascomycota, Sordariomycetes, Sordariales, Chaetomiaceae. The record is from RefSeq and is a predicted model, not a curated record. The transcript has 3 exons. Gene Ontology annotation, biological process: trehalose catabolic process. Gene Ontology annotation, molecular function: alpha,alpha-trehalase activity.
AUGGCACCGCGACGCCUCCUCGGGGCAGCGCUUGCUGGCCUAGCCUCAAGCGCCUCUGCGCUGUACAUCAAUGGCUCCGUGACGGCGCCAUGCGAUUCGCCGCUGUACUGCCAUGGCGAAAUCCUCAAGGCGAUUCAGCUUGCUCAACCUUUCGUCGACUCCAAGACAUUCGUGGACAUGCCCACGAUCAAGCCGGUGGAAGAGGUGAUUGCAGCUUUCAACCGACUCAGCCAGCCGCUGAGCAAUAACUCGGAGCUCAAUGCCUUCCUGGCCGAAAACUUUGCACCAGCCGGCGGCGAGCUCGUGGAAGUGCCCAAAGAGGAGCUUCCAACCGACCCCCGCUUCCUAGACAAGCUCGAAGACACCGUCAUCAAGGAGUUUGUUGAGAAGGUGAUCGACAUCUGGCCAGACCUUACCAGGCGGUACGGCGGCCCCGGAAACUGCUCGGAGUGUGCCAACAGCUUCAUACCCGUGAACCGGACUUUCGUUGUGGCUGGUGGUCGCUUUCGCGAGCCUUACUACUGGGACUCGUACUGGAUCCUCGAGGGCCUGGUGCGCACCGGAGGUGCCUUCACCGAGAUCUCGAGGAAUAUUCUCGAGAACUUCCUUGACUUCAUUGAGACCAUCGGCUUCAUUCCGAACGGCGCGAGAAUCUACUACCUGAACAGGUCUCAGCCCCCGCUCCUGUCGCGGAUGAUAAAGACUUAUGUUGACUACACCAACGACACGAGCAUUAUCGAGAGAGCCGUGCCGCUCUUAAUCAAGGAGCACGAGUUUUUCAUGAACAACCGGAGUGUGACCGUCACAGCCCCCAGCGGAAAAGCAUACACUCUGAACGUAUACCACGUCAACAACAACCAACCGCGCCCAGAGGGGUACCGGCCGGAUUACAUCACGGUUAACAACGGGUCCUACUACGCCAAGUCGGGUAUCAUCUAUCCCGUAAGCAAGCCGCUCAACGAGACGGAGCAAGCUGAGCUCUACUCCAACUUGGCCACCGGCGCCGAGUCCGGUUGGGAUUACACGGCCCGAUGGCUCAAGAACCCCAUCGAUGCCGCCAAGGAUGUCUACUUCCCGCUGCGCUCCCUGAACGUGAUUGGCACGCUCCCCGUCGAUCUCAACGCGAUCCUGUACGAGAACGAAGUCAUCAUCAGCCAGUACCUCAAGCAGCAAGGCAACGACUCUGAAGCGGAGCGGUGGGCUUAUGCGGCCCGCGAGCGCAGCGAGGCCAUGUACGAGCUGAUGUGGAACGCGACCCAUUGGUCUUACUUCGACUACAACCUCACCAGCAAUUCGCAGCACAUCUUCGUCCCGCUCGACGCCGACGCUAACGACCUCGACCGCGCCAACGCCCCUGCCGACCAUCAAGUCAUUUUCCACAUCGCGCAGCUCUACCCCUUCUGGACCGGUGCCGCCCCGGCUCAUCUGAAGGAGAACCCCCUCGCCGUGCAAAAGGCCUAUGCCCGCGUGGCUCGCAUGCUCGACGAGAAGGGAGGCGCCAUCCCCACCACUAACUUCAGGACGGACGAGCAGUGGGACCAGCCCAACGUGUGGCCUCCGCACCAACACGUCCUCAUGGACGGCCUGCUCAACACCCCGGCCACCUUUGGCGAGUCCGACCCGGCGUACCAGGGCGUGAUGGACCUCGCCCUCCGCCUCGGACAGCGGUAUCUCGACUCCACCUUCUGCACGUGGUACGCCACGGGCGGCUCGACCAGCCAGACGCCGCAGCUGCAGGGCGUGUCGCCGGGCGCGACGGGCAUCAUGUUCGAGAAGUAUGCUGACAACGCGACCAACGUGGCCGGUAGCGGCGGCGAGUACGAGGUGGUUGAGGGUUUCGGAUGGACCAACGGCGUGCUGAUCUGGGCAGCGGAUGUGUUUGGGACGAAGCUAAAGAGGCCUGACUGUGGUAACAUCACGGCAGCGCACACUCACUCUAGCAAGAGGAGUGCGCCGGCAGAUGGUGUUGCCAGCUGGUCGCGGCCGCGGAGCGCGGUUGAGCUGGACCCGUGGGAUGCCAAGUGGACCAAGAUGUUUGGGAGGAGCGCGUUGAGGCACUCAAAGAGGGAGAAUGUGAGGAAGUCAUGA